Molecule: messenger RNA, 2218 nt
Organism: Neltuma alba
Lineage: Eukaryota; Viridiplantae; Streptophyta; Magnoliopsida; Fabales; Fabaceae
Product: TMV resistance protein N-like
Exons: 4
Coding region: 1-2157 (718 amino acids)
Biological process (GO): defense response; signal transduction
Molecular function (GO): ADP binding
Source: RefSeq, a predicted model, not a curated record
AUGGAAAGCUUCAUCAAUGGAUCAUCAUCAAGGCCGAUCCAUGUUUAUAUAAGUUUCAGAGGAGAUAAUGAAACUUGCAAGUUCACAGAUAGGCUCUGGGCCGCUCUUGAAACUGACGAUUUAAACACAUUUUGGGAUGACAAGAAGCUUGAGCUGGGUGAUUCCAUCUUUCUUCCCCGUCAUUUCCUUAAACCAAUUCGACAAUCCAACAUUUCUAUUGUUGUCUUCUCCAAAAAGUAUGCUUCAUCCAUAUGGUGCCUUGAGGAGCUCUCAGAGAUUGCUGCACGCAUUCAUGAACCACGAUAUACUGCUUUCCCAAUUUUCUAUGAUGUCCAUCCAUCUGAGGUUCAAAACCAGAGUAACUCUUUUGAAACAGCUUUUGCUGAACAUGAACAAAGGCUCACGGCAAAUUUACGCAAGCUACACAAUUGGAGGUCAGCAAUGAAACAAGUGGCCGAUCUCUUUGGUUGGUGUGUACCGCUAGAGCCAGAGCCGCAAGUUAUUGAUGACAUCAUCAGGGAGGUCAAGAGAAAAAUGCGUGAACUAUUUUAUGCUGAUGUAGAUCUAGUAGGGAUGCAAUCUCGAGUGAGAGAAGUAGAAGAACUUCUGGAUUUGGGUUCAAAAGAUGACACUAGAGUUGUGGGCAUCUGUGGUAUGGGUGGAGUAGGGAAGUCAACUCUUGCGAGAGUUCUUCAUGACAGGAUCUCUCAUCAUUUUGAUGCUUCUUAUUUGGUACUCAAUGCCUUUGAGUUCGAUAAGGCAUUAAUGCUAAGAAAUCCCAAGAGAACUCUCAUAGUUCUCGAUUGUGUUAAUAUUCAUAUUAUUUUAGGAUUGGUUACUUCUGUAAGAGAAAACCAGUUAGUUGGAGGGAGUAGAAUCAUCAUAACAACUAGAGAUGAAGGAGUGCUUGGAAUGUUUAUGAAGUGUUAUAUUUAUAGGGUUAAACUACUGACCAAGAACGAAGCUCUUCUAUUAUUUUGUAGAAACGCUUUCAAAUGUGAUUUUCCAAUGAGAGGUUAUGAGGAGCAAAUAAAUAGUGUGCUCCAAUAUGCUAAUGGCCUUCCAUUAGCAAUUGUGGUAAUGGGCUCGUUGUUAUAUAAUACAAGAGUCUCAGAAUGGAGAUCUGCUUUGGUUGCUAUCAAAAAGGCUGCUCUCCGUAUUAUCAUGAAUGUCCUCAUAAAAAGUUUUGAUGAUCUGAAUUUUGACGCCAAGCAGAUGUUUCUAGACAUUGCAUGCUUUUUCACUGGGAAAGAGAUUAAAUUUGUGGAAGGAAUUUUGGACAGUACUCAGCCAGUUUUAUCUAGUUAUGGCCAUCGAGGGAAGUACUGUAUGCAAAUUUUGAUCGAGAAGUCACUCAUGACCAUUAUAGAUCAAAAGGUACACAUGCAUGGUUUAGUGCAAGAAAUGGGACGAGAAAUUGUUCGGCAUAGAUUCCCUGGUAAGCCAGAAACGUGGAGCAGAUUAUGGGAUUUUGAUGAUAUUUAUGAUGUUACGCAAAGUGGCAGAGCUAACUAUAAAGUUGAAGCAAUAGUCUUGGAGUUAGAAAAUUCACAUGGGAGUACAUUGAGAGUUGAAGGUUUAUCAACGAUGCUCAAUCUCAGACUACUCAUAUUUCGUAACGUGAAAUUUUCUGGAGUUUUAAGGAGUCUUACAAGCAAGCUCCAAUAUAUUUCAUGGCACCAAUAUCCUUUCACAUCAUUACCAUCAACUUUUGAUCCAUGUUUCCUAAGGGAAUUGAUUUUGACUGAUAGCUGCAUCAGAUGCAUAUGGAAUAAUGCAAAAAAGUUUUCGCCAUAUCAGCGAUUCCCUUACUUGAGAAACUUGAAUCUCGGUGGUUCCAAAGAUUUAACCAAGAUGCCAGAUUUCCAAAAUUCUUUCCCAAGUCUUGAGAGGUUGGAUCUUGAAGGAUGCGUUAAAUUAUCAAAGCUUGAUGCGUCUAUAGGUUAUCUUUCAACGCUCAAAUUCUUAAAUUUGAGAAAUUGUGUUAAUCUUUUUAGUAUUCCUAAUCGCUUGUUCUCUUUACCCUCUUUAGAAGUUAUAAAUUUAGCUUGUUGCUCUACAUUUGCGUAUUGUUUGAAGUUUUGUCCUCCUGAGGAGCUUAGUGAAGGAGAAACUAUUGAGCAAUCGCUUUCAUGGAAGAGACGGAAGCUACGUUAGAGAAGAAGUUAUAUAAGUGUAUUUAGUAUUGAGUAAUACCAUAUCAUUUAUUAAUCGUUAA